Messenger RNA from Malaya genurostris, 2112 nucleotides. It is a transcript of the gene Chd64, whose product is annotated as myophilin. The record is from RefSeq and is a predicted model, not a curated record. Bases 286 to 852 code for a protein of 188 amino acids. The transcript is spliced from 3 exons. NCBI's taxonomy places the organism in Eukaryota, Metazoa, Arthropoda, Insecta, Diptera, Culicidae. Gene Ontology annotation, molecular function: protein binding.
AACUGCUCCAUUCCAUAAGGCUGAGUGUUGGUCCGCUGCUCGCUCAAUUUCAGUUCUUCUAGUGCCGUGCUCGCGUUUAGACGUAGAAGUCUCUCAAUUUUCCGUGAAGUGUUCUGUUUCAAUAGUUUUUCUCCUUCUUUAAUUUGAACCCAAGAAACGAAAUCGUUUGCUACCAAGCAGUAAUUAAAACCGCGAAUCAACCAACCGCACACCUAUCCGCUUCCCGUAAGUGACAUCGUCAGCAGUAGCAGCAGCAGUAACGACAACAACAACAACAGUAGCAACAUGUCGACCAACCGUGCUCCAAAAUCCGGAUUUGCCGCCGAGGCUCAGAGAAAGAUCAACUCCAAGUACAGCGAAGAGCUGGCCGCCGAAUGUCUGGAAUGGAUCAAGGAGGUAACCGGUGAACCGAUCAACACCUCCGGCGAGAUGGACAACUUCUACGAGGUGCUCAAGGACGGUGUUCUGCUGUGCAACCUGUCCAAUGCGAUCGAAACCGGUUCGGUGAAGAAGAUCAACACCAGCAAAAUGGCCUUCAAGUGUAUGGAGAACAUUUCGGCUUUUCUGGAGAGUGCCAAAAAGUUCGGCGUUCCUCCGCAGGAAACCUUCCAGACGGUGGAUCUGUGGGAACGGCAAAACCUGAACUCGGUCGUCAUCUGUCUGCAAUCGUUGGGCCGGAAAGCCGGUAAGUACGGGAAACCAUCGAUCGGACCGAAGGAAGCGGACAAGAACGAGCGCCAGUUCUCGGACGAGCAGCUGCGGGCCGGACAGACGGUCAUCUCGCUGCAGUACGGUUCCAACAAGGGUGCAACCCAGAGCGGAAUCAAUUUCGGCAACACCAGACACAUGUAAGCGGGGUUUAGUGUGGUGUGUGUUGGUUUUAUCGGUUCGAUUUUUGAAUAAGCAGUUACAGUAAGAACGAAGUUUUUGAAAAUUCUUAUAACGACAACGAAUUGGGCAGCAUACAUAAGAAGAAAAAAAGGGUUCUAGAAUCCACCAUACAAUUCCAGAGAGAGAGACAUGUUUUAUUAUACCACUGUUAGAAACGGGCCGAGGUUCAUUCUUGUGGACCCUGCCGUAAGACAAAAGUUUGUUGCUAUUAAAGAAGUAGGAUUCAAAAAAUCCCUUGACCAUACAAGAGUACAGGUAGUAAGUUAAACAGUUUCACAAAACAUAUAAAUGUGUAGAUAAAGAAACUCGCCGUUGCGAGACAUUAUGGUCUAUUUCCAGUUACACAAAGACAACCUUCUCCAUGGUAAGUGACAAAAUAACAAAACUUAGAGUGCUCUUAUUACACACAAAAGUAGAACAAAAAAUAUUUUCUCGAUAAUCGACGUUCUUGUAUCUAUUGGUAUGAGGGGAAACAAACGAUAGAGCCUUAUUGUUAGACGGAAUAGCCUGUUCCAUUCCAUUUCUACCCGAAAGUAAAGGUCGGUUCUUUAUUUUUGUUUUACCAGACAGGCUAGGUUUUACUCAUUCCAGAGAUGUCGUAUUGUAGGCAAAACAUUCCAACGGUAGCAACACAACAACGGAACGGAAGUUUAGUAGAAAUAGAUAAUAGUCAUGCCAAAUUAGCGUGUUUUUGAAACAAGUAAAUAAAUGCAUAUUUUUGGUGCCAUCAGCAGCAAGCAAAACCGUAAUUAAUCAAUCUAUUUAUUAUACACUCUCGUUGAAAUGUAUCACCAUUAGAGCACAUAUACAGGAUAUAAAACAAUAAGGCGAAGAAAUCAGCAUUUUUUAAAUUUAGUUCGUUUUUUUUUAAAUAUAUAUUCGGGGAUGGUUACUUAAACUCAGGCUGACAAUCAAGAAAGAGAAGAAGACGAAAAUACUGGUCGGACCAUAAGAAUGCCUUAAGUAAUGGAAAAUAAAAUUUGACAAUUAGAUGGAAGUUGAUUCAUAUUUUUAUAUAUCUGUACUUUUUUUUGGAUGAUGUUGUAAAUCAAAGGAAAAUCAAUUGGUCAUUGAUGCCACUUCUUUGUUUUUUUUUUCUAAGUAUAUUUAUCCGUACUUUCGUAAAUUAUUGAAGAGUGAACUUUUGUUUGUUUGCUACCAUUUUGUCAUGUUUUUGGGUAAGUUAUUGUUUAAAAAUAAAACUUUAAACACAACCAACAA